Ilyonectria robusta is the source of this 609-nucleotide messenger RNA. Its product is annotated as Alpha/Beta hydrolase protein. The record is from RefSeq and is a predicted model, not a curated record. The annotation marks the transcript as partial. Lineage: Eukaryota; Fungi; Ascomycota; Sordariomycetes; Hypocreales; Nectriaceae. The transcript has 4 exons.
GAUGGCAUUUCAUAUUUCCGCGGCAUCAAGUACGCAUCUCUCGAUCAUGCAUUUGCGGCUCCAAACGUCUACUCGGAGCGUGCGGCGGAUGGGCCGGAUGCUACGCAACACGGGCCUAGUGCCCCGCCUUCAACCGCUGGGUGUGGUAUGGAACUUGGUCUCCUUCGGAAAAGCCUACCUCACGGUUCAUUCACCACCUCUCCCACCGAAUGCCUGAAUCUGAACAUUGCCGUCCCUGAAAAUGUAAAGGGGCCGCCGCUUCCUGUUUUCGUCUUUAUCCACGGCGGCGGUUUCGCCAUCGGAUCCAACGCCUGGCCCCAGCAUGACUUGACGCGUCUUGUCAAGCUCAGUGAGGAUAUCGGCAAGCCGGUUGUGGGUGUUCAAAUCAACUAUCGCCUUGGUGUCUAUGGUUUUCUUGACUCGACCACUUUGCGCAAGGCCGGCGUCAAGUCGAAUCGUGGGCUCUUGGACCAGCAGGCGGCGUUUGAAUGGAUUCGCCUCCACAUUUCUGGAUUUCACGGCAACCCUGACUUUGUGACAGCGAUUGGACAGAGUGCCGGAAGCGUUUCCGGUACCUUCCAUCUUCAGUCGAGCAAGCCGCUCUUCUAG